This is a messenger RNA of Castor canadensis (American beaver), 2223 nucleotides long. Its product is annotated as death-associated protein kinase 1-like. Gene Ontology annotation, biological process: positive regulation of canonical NF-kappaB signal transduction; MyD88-dependent toll-like receptor signaling pathway. The record is from RefSeq and is a predicted model, not a curated record. Lineage: Eukaryota; Metazoa; Chordata; Mammalia; Rodentia; Castoridae. Gene Ontology annotation, molecular function: TIR domain binding.
AUGGUCAGCCUCAGCUCAGGGCAGAGACCAGAGAGUCCCGGGGAAGUGGAAGGGAGAGCAGGCCCACGCUGCCCUCCACGAGGCCUCACGUCUGUCCUUCCUUCCUGGCCCACAGUGUCCGUGAGUAUCAACAACCUGUACCCUGGCUGCGAGAACGUGAGUGUGAAAAGUCACAGCAUGGUGUUUGAGCCAGGCCUCACCAAGGGGAUGCUGGAGGUGUUCGUGGCCCCGUCCUACCACCUGCACUGCUCAGCCGAUGACCAGUCCACCAAGGCCAUCGACAUCCAAAACACCUACUUGAAUUGGGUUGGCAACUUCAGCGUGUGGGAGUUCUCUGGAAAUCCCGUGUACUUCUGCUGCUAUGACUACUUCGCUGCAAAUGAUCCCAUGUCCAUCCACAUCAUCUUGUUCAGUCUAGAAGAACCCUAUGAGAUCCAGCUGAACAAAGUGAUUUUCUGGCUCAGUUUCCUUAAGCCUCUCAUCCCAAUUGAAGAGCACGUAGCCUUUGGCGGCAAGCUGAAGAACCCACUCCGAGUUGUCCUAGUGGCCACCCAUGCUGACAUUAUGAAUGUCCCCCAUCCAGCUGGAGGGAAGUUUGGCUAUGACAAGGACAUGUCUCUGCUGAAGGAGAUCAGGAACAGGUUCGGGAACGAUCUUCACAUCUCAAAUAAGCUGUUCGUGCUGGAUGCCGGUGCUUCUGGCUCUAAGGACAUUAAGGGUCUUCAGAGUCACCUGCAAGAAAUUCUGAGUCAGAUUGUCUCGGGCUGCCCUCCCAUGACACACCUGUGUGAGAAGAUCAUCUCCAUGCUGCCGUCCUGGAGGAAGCUCAACGGGCCCAACCAGCUCAUGUCGCUGCAGCAGCUUGUGUGUGACGUCCAGGACCAGUUGAACCCCCUGGCCAGCGAGGAGGAUCUCAGGCGGGUUGUGCAGCAGCUGCACAGCGCCAGCGAGAUCAACAUCAUGCAGAGUUAGAGGGUGCAGGACGUCCUGCUCCUCGACCCCUGCUGGCUCUGCACCAACCUCCUGGGCAAGCUGCUGUCGGUGGAGACGCCCCAGGCCCUGAACCAUUACCAGGGCCACUACACCACCGAGGACAUCCAGCACCUGGUGCCCAGCAGCAACGUGGAGGAGCUGCUGCAGAUCCUAGACACCAUGGACAUCUGUGCCUGGGACCUGAGCAGCGGCACCAUGGUGGACGUCCCUGCCCUGAUCAAGUGGGACAACCUGUAGGGCUCCUGGACAGACGAGGAGGAGGAGGUGAUGGUGUAUGGUGGCCUGUGGAUCGUGCCAGUGGAGCACCUCACCCCCUUCCCAUGUGGCAUCUUCCACAAGGUGCAGGUGAACUUGUGCGGCUGGGUCCACCAGCAGGGCACCGAGGGUGACACGGACAUCCGGCUGUGGGUGAGUGGCUGCAGGGUGGCCAACCGGGGAUCCGAGCUGCUGGUGCUGCUGGUCAACCACGUCCAGGGCAUCAAGGUGCAGGUGCCGGGCCUGGACACGGAGAGGAUCAAGUGCUGUCUGCUGGUAGACUCGGUGUGCAGCACCAUCGAGAACGUCAUGGCCACCACCUUGCCCAGGCUGCUGACUGUCAAGCACUACCUGAGCCCCCAGCAGCUGCGGGAACACCACAAGCCCGUCAUGGUCCACCAGCCCCGGGACUUCUUCCGGGCACAGACGCUGCGGGAGAGCUCGCUCACCAAUACCAUGGUGGGGUACAAGGAGAGCUUCAGCAGCAUCACGUGCUUCGGGUGCCAUGACAUCUACACCCAGGGAAGCCUUGGCACGGACAUCCACGCGUCCGAUCUCAACCUCCUGACCCGGCGGAAGCUGAGUCGCCUGCUGGACCUGCCCGACCCCAUGGGGAAGGACUGGUGUCUUCUGGCAAUGAACCUGGGCCUCCCACAGCUGGUGGCCAAGUACAACAGUGGCCCCGACAGUGGCAGCGCCAGGGACUUCCUGCCCAGCCCCGUGCACGUCCUGCUGCGGGAGUGGACCUCCCUCCCCGAGAGCACGGUGGGCACCCUCGUGUCCAAGCUGAGGGAGCUGGGUUACUGGGACGCGGCCGACUUGCUGAAAGCCUCGUCCGUGUUCAAAAUCAGCCUGGACGCCCAUGGCCAGGAAGCCUACGUGUCCAGCUGCAACAGCGGCACAUCCUACAACUCCAUUAGCUUGGUGGUGUCCCGGAGAAACUCGCUUGCUUGGAUCCCACUGUGUGAUUUAUAA